GGUAGUAAAACAUUUCAGUAGAUCCCUAUUGGAUUAUCUGACAGCACCACUAUCAAAUCAAAGUGCUUUUCCCGCUCCUUCUUUUCAUUCUUCCCAUAGCUAUCGCCGUUACUCACCAAAUCCCAUUUGACCCCUUUUAUCACGAGAUCAUUCUUUUUCCUUCUUUUUCAGACAGUAACUCAAACAUCUCGUUAAAAUUAUACUGCAUUUUUGAGGUUAUAAAAUGGUACCCACCAUGCAUGACAAAAAACCUGCAAAACCCUCACUAUUCCGUAAAUUCAAGCUUCUUUUCAUUUCAAUGGCUUCCUUUUUCACACUAACAGUCUUUACCCUUAUUCUUUUCUUCUCAAUUUCCUCCGCCACUCACCAUCACAAACGGAGUUCGUCGGAUAUAACGGCGCCGUCAAUUGCCGUUGAGAUCCGAGGAGCUUGUAAGGCAUCGCGGGACCCACCAACAUGUGAGUCUGUACUAACGGAUUCCGUUAAGUUGCCGUUAACGACUCCGUUAAUUAUUCAAUCAGCUGUUAAUGUGUCUUCGAUGAAUAAUGAUAAGGCGAAGGAUAUGGUGAAGGCCAUUAUUGAUGCGAGUGCAGGGAAUCAGAACCGUACGGACGCGGGUAAAGUGUGUUUGGAGGUGCUCGGGUACGCGGAUUAUCGGAUCGGGUUGACGGGUCAGGCGUUGACACGUGGCGAUAUUAAGGAUGCUCGUGCGUGGAUGAGUGCUGUGAUGGUGUACCAGUAUGAUUGCUGGUCUGGUUUGAAGUACGUUAACGGGACCUCACAGGUGUCCAAAGCGAUGUCGUUUUUGAACUCCUUGAUUGGGUAUAGCAGCAAUGCAUUAGGGAUGCUGGUGAAUUACGAUGUUUACGGGGAAAAUACCGGGUCAUGGACCGCACCCAAGACAGAACGAGACGGGUUCUGGGAAGGUUCGGGUUCCGGCGGGGCGGGGAGGGUGAAGGGUGGGGUGCCAUCCGGGUUGAAACCGGAUAUAACGGUGUGUAAGGAAGGAGGAUGUGACUAUAAGACAGUGCAGGAGGCAGUGAAUGCGGCACCGGAGAACCAGCAGACACGGAAGUUUGUGAUAUGGAUCAAAUCCGGGUUGUAUGAGGAGAAAGUUCGGGUCCCGUUGGAGAAGAAGAAUGUCAUAUUUUUGGGUGAUGGCAUGGGCAAAACCGUCAUUACGGGUUCGUUGAAUGUUGGUAUUAUCGGAGUCACCACUUAUGAGACUGCAACGGUUGGAGUUGUUGGUGAUGGAUUCAUGGCCAGUGGUAUCACCUUCCAAAACACAGCAGGUCCGGAUGCCCACCAAGCUGUAGGGUUCCGAUCCGACAGCGAUCUCUCAGUGAUAGAGAAUUGUGAAUUCAUUGGCAAUCAGGACACCCUUUAUGCCCAUGCUUUGCGCCAAUACUAUAAGUCCUGUCGUAUCCAAGGCAAUGUAGACUUCAUUUUUGGGAACUCAGCUUCUUUCUUCCAAGAAUGUGACAUCCUAAUCGCACCUCGACAACUGCGUCCCGAAAAGGGAGAGACGAAUGCUGUCACUGCUCAUGGCAGGAUGGACCCCGCACAGUCAACUGGUUUCGUCUUCCAAAAUUGUUUGAUCAAUGGAACUGACAAAUACGUGGACCUGUACAACAAAAAGCCCAAGGUGCACAAAAAUUUUCUUGGAAGGCCAUGGAAGGAGUAUUCUCGGACCGUCUUUAUAGAAUGUACUUUGGAGACUCUUAUUUCGGCUAAUGGAUGGUUGCCUUGGAGCGGUGAUUUCGCGUUUAAGACUCUUUACUAUGGAGAAUAUAAGAAUACUGGUGCCGGAGCUAAUACAGCCGGACGAGUGUCAUGGAGUAGCCAAAUCCCUGCUGAACAUGUUAACUCAUACUCUGUACAAAAUUUCAUUCAAGGAGAUCAGUGGAUUUCUACCUCUUCUUGAUUAACUUGUAGUAAUGUUCAAUGUACAUCUAGUAAGUCAAGCUCAAUAUCCUCGAAUGUGAUUACAAAACGUCAACAUCUAGUACCAUUGUGGGAAAAAUUUGAAAUUUCUGAUGUGA
Messenger RNA from Lycium barbarum (goji berry), 2042 nucleotides. RefSeq names its product probable pectinesterase/pectinesterase inhibitor 51. Bases 224 to 1924 code for a protein of 566 amino acids. The transcript has 3 exons. Gene Ontology annotation, molecular function: pectinesterase activity; pectinesterase inhibitor activity. Lineage: Eukaryota; Viridiplantae; Streptophyta; Magnoliopsida; Solanales; Solanaceae. The record is from RefSeq and is a predicted model, not a curated record. Gene Ontology annotation, biological process: cell wall modification.